UCAAGAACGCGGUGUUGAAAUAUACAAAUUAAAUUUUCAUGUUGUGGACGAACUACGGUAUAAAUCAAUAAAUAUAUUUAUCGAGGCUGUUUGAACACCAAGCGUUUUACACAUCAAUAUUAUCAAAAAUGAAUCCAACAUGGGUAUUUGCAGUUUUGUUGAUCACACACAGCGUGUACGGAGUAAGUCUAGUCGAGUCGAAUAUCAAAAAAAAAAAAAAAAAUGUACAAGUAUUUUUAUAUUGCAUUAUGAUUCCAGACAGAAGGUGAACAAAAUCAACAGACAUUAACAAGCUCGCUAUUAGAAGCAAACGGUUCUAAUAGUCCAACAGAUGGUUCUGCAAACGUAAAACACUGUUUAAAAAUUUACAUACUGGAUGUUUCUGAAUAAUGUACCUCUAUUAGUAUUAUUAUACUCAGGAUGGGGAGGGGGAAUAGAGCAAUGUCGAAUAGGUUCAGAAAGGAAUCAUUCAGUUUAAGUAAAAAUCGUGAAAUAUCUUAGGUUUUGAAGCUAGAAAGCACAAAAUGCCAAUCAUUUUAUUAUUGAAGUAAAUCCUAGAGUAUGAUAAUGCUAGUAGUGACACAUUAUUCAGAAACACCCUGUCACCCACAGUUCCCUUACAGCCUUCUAAGUCUAUCCGGGAUACUUAGUUUGCCCAAAUCCAAACCCAUCUUUGAGAUUUUUAUCAUUUUUUUUUUUUUUCAAAAUCGAGUCCUUAUUUAUAUAUGUAUAAAUAUAUAUUUAGAUACAUAUGUGUAGGUAUUUAUAUUGUAUUAUAAUCUGCAUGAAUUAUGGAAUAAUUUAUUAAUUGAAUUAAUUUUAUGUGAUAAAAAUGCGUUUACAGAUCGGCGCCAAAGUGAUCAGCACACCAAAUGAAGUAAAAUCAACAUCACUGGUAGGAAACGACGUCUCGAAGGCUAGUAGUUCGGGAACGGCAAGCGGUCCCGACAUUUCGGGUUCUACCGCUCCGGUCGUACAACCGUCCGUUUCUCGUCAAAAGCAAAAGAUUUAUGCACAGAAAAACAAACAUAAUUCAUUACCUAACAAAAAUGGUAGAUCAAACCACUCUGGGCACCACACGGCACAAUCCGGUAGUAGAGCAAAAUUGUCUAAAUCUAGACAGCAAUCUAAAAUAAUCCAGAACGCUAAUCCGGAAGUAGACCACAUACAACAAAUAUAAAAAAAAAAAAAAAAAAUAAUAAUUUCGCUUAAGUUAAACCAACCAAAAUAGUCUAAUAUAUUGUAUCGCCAUGUGUUUUAAAAGAAAAAAUAAUACCUUUGUAACAAUUAUGUUUAUUUUAAAAUAAAAGCAUUACCUACAUACAAUUAUCAG
Messenger RNA from Cinara cedri, 1333 nucleotides. Lineage: Eukaryota; Metazoa; Arthropoda; Insecta; Hemiptera; Aphididae. The record is from the annotation of a GenBank genome assembly.